ACAGAGCCCUUAGCUCCAGCGCUUUCCCGUGCGCUGCUAAGACUUUAUCGUCCCCUCAAGGGUAAACGUGGGAGGUAAAGAGACCUUCCGCUGCGUGAAGCCGGUUCGACCCGGAAACAAAAUCUUUUUAAAAACUAUUCACAGUCUGCGGGGGCGGGAGGAAUUGAAGUGUCGAGAAGACUGGACGGCUUCGCAGGUUGCUAAGCGACGAGGUGGGAGAGCGCGCGCACGCACUAGCCGCUGAGGAGUACCUGAAGGAUCCGUGACGCUGCAGCUCCGACACCUGGGCGACCGAGCGAACGCGUCGCGUCCUCACGGGUCCGUCUUCACCGCCCCGGUAGUGUCCAGUGACGCGGUGAGGGGUUUGAAGGGACGCCCCCUCAGAGGCGGCCGGGGGCCCCACAUCUUACCCACUCCGGAGGCAGGACAGAGAUUCCUUCUGCCAUCAGAUGUCUUUCUGCUUGACUGAACUGCACCUGUGGUCUUUGAAGAAUACCUUACACAUUGGGGAUAGAGACAUCGGGAUCUACCAGUAUUAUGACAAGAAAGAGCCACCAGCAACAGAGCAUGGUAACUUAGAAGAAAAGCAGAAGCUGGCAGAAUCACGAGAUUUUCCAUGGACGCUCAAAAACAGACGCCCAGAAAAACUUCGAGACUCACUCAAGGAGUUGGAGGAGCUGAUGCAAAAUAGUCAGUGUGUGCUGAGCAAAUGGAAGAACAAAUAUGUCUGUCAGCUUCUCUUUGGUUCAGGUGUGCUGGUGUCCUUAAGCCUUUCCGGGCCGCAGCUGGAGAAAGUGGUGAUUGACAGAAGCCUGGUGGGGAAGCUCAUCUCAGACACCAUCAGUGAUGCUCUUCUCACAGACAGCUUUAUCAUCUUAUCAUUUUUGGCACAAAACAAACUAUGUUUUAUUCAGUUUACCAAGAAGAUGGGUUCUCCUGAUAUAAACAAAAGACUGGAAAAACUCUCAGCCUUGGAUUAUAAGAUUUCCUAUUAUGAAAUCCCUGGCCCAGUAAACAGGACAACACAGCGUCGUCUAGCUAUCAAUUGUGUUCAAGAUAUAGUUGUUUGCUGGUGGCCACUGGUCAGUGAUGAUGCUUGGCCUUGGGCCCCCAUUUCUUCUGAGAAAGACAGAGCCAAUCUGCUGCUCCUGGGUUAUGCUCAAGGAAGACUGGAGGUUCUGAGUUCUGUACGCACGGAAUGGGAUCCACUGGAUGUUCGCUUUGGCACCAAACAGCCUUAUCAGGUGUUGACAGUGGAGUGCUCCAUCAGUGUAGACAAAGAGCCCAUGGCUGACAGUUGCAUCUAUGAAUGUGUUCGGCACAAAAUCCAGUGUGUAUCAGUCACCAGAAUACCACUAAGAUCGAAGGCCAUUAGCUGUUGCAGGAAUGUUACUGAAGACAAACUGAUUCUGGGCUGUGAAGAUUCUUCAGUAAUUCUUUAUGAAACUCACCGUAGAGUGACUGUCUUAGCUCAGGCUGAACUUCUGCCUUCAUUAAUAAGCUGCCACCCAAGUGGUGCCAUUCUGCUAGUUGGCAGUAACCAAGGGGAGCUGCAAAUUUUUGAUAUGGCUCUUUCUCCUAUUAACAUCCAGCUUGUGGCUGAAGACCGCUCACCUAGGGAGACUCUACAAUUCAAAAAAUUCUUUGAUGUUUCUAGCAGUCUUGUUCAAAUGCAGUGGAUAGCUCCGCAGGUUGUUUCUAAGAAGCCUGAAAGUGGGGACAUCUAUGAUCUCCUCUUCCUCAGGUUUGACAGAGGACCUUUGGGUGUACUUCUGUUUAAACUUGGUAUCUUCACACAAGGACAGCUGGGCCUGGUAGACAUCAUCUUCCAGUACAUUCACUGUGAUGAGAUCUGUGAGGCAAUAAACAUCCUGAGUAGUAUGAACUGGGACACUCUGGGCUACCAGUGCUUUAUCAGCAUGACUGCCAUCGUAAACCAUCUUCUUAGACAAAAGCUCACUCCAGAGAGAGAAGCACAGCUUGAGGCAAGCCUUGGAACCUUUUAUGCUCCAACAAGACCACUCCUGGAUACAACUAUAUUGGAAUACAGGGACCAAAUCAGCAAAUAUGCAAGGAGAUUCUUCCACCACUUACUCAGGUACCAGAGAUUUGAAAAGGCAUUUCUGUUAGCUGUUGACAUUGGUGCUCGUGACCUGUUUAUGGACAUCCAUUACCUUGCACUAGAUAAGGGCGAAUUGGCACUAGCUGAAGUGGCAAGAAAGAGAGCUAGUGACAUUGAUGCAGAAUCAAUAACCUCUGGAGUUGAACUCCUGGGGCCUUUGGACAGAGGGGAUAUGCUAAAUGAAGCUUUUGUUGGCCUAUCUUUAGCACCUCAAGGAGAAGACAUAUUUCCAGAUAACCUCCCUCCCUUUUGUUCAAUCUACAGACAUAUUAUUCAACAAAGAACACUGAAUGUCUCUGCUGACACAAGGAGAAAUGAGAGAAGAUGGCAUAGGACAGGAAAUCAGAGAUGGUGGUUCUCUCAGAAUGGUUCACUUCGGUUUGGUAUAAAUAAGGAACUUGUUUUUUAUUUUUAAAAAACC
Molecule: messenger RNA, 2543 nt
Organism: Eubalaena glacialis (North Atlantic right whale)
Lineage: Eukaryota; Metazoa; Chordata; Mammalia; Artiodactyla; Balaenidae
Gene: WDPCP
Product: WD repeat containing planar cell polarity effector
Exons: 17
Coding region: 450-2537 (695 amino acids)
Biological process (GO): nervous system development; cilium organization; establishment of protein localization
Cellular component (GO): axonemal basal plate
Molecular function (GO): protein binding
Source: RefSeq, a predicted model, not a curated record